GUGAACAUAAUCGUGGGCACCGGUCAGGGGGUGAACAUAAUCGUGGGCACCGGUCAGGGGGUACGGCUAUUCCCUCAACGCGUAUACGAGGUAUCAGUGCUCGAGAAUCAGUUGACUCCACUCCAGUUGAUUGACUUGAACUCCACCGACGAGAUCGCUCACAAGACCUCGCACUACAGUAUUGUAGGCACCGAUUAUCGGGGCUUAUUCAAGAUCGGGGCCGAAACGGGUCGGCUAAUAGUCACCAGAAGUCUGGACCGCGAGAAGAAAGAUAUGUAUCAAUUGAAAAUCAGAGCCGAAAAUCUAAUCCACCACCGGGUGGGCCGGGAUGUGAGCAGUCAUAUAUCAGAUGCCAACUAUCACUUAGCUUUCGACGAGACACUAGUGAUCGUCAACGUUCACGACGAGAACGACAACCCACCCGUCUUUGAAAACAAGGGCCGACCCAUUGUAGCCGCCGUUCCCUUGGAGGCAGCCUUUGGCUAUCAAGUCGUUAAACUAACGGCCAAAGACGCCGACAUCGGAAUCAAUGGUGCGAUUCGUUACGAAAUCCUCGCCCGAGGGGAUGACGCCUCCGCAAAGUUUCACAUCGACCCGGUGUCGGGGGUCGUCCGGUCUAUGGUUACCUUUACGAUGGACGGCGGCAAACUGUAUGGGUUUGACGUAAAGGCCACCGACCGGGAGGGCAGCGAAACCGGCAACUCGGCCGUCACCAACAUAUUUAUCUAUGUAUUGCCCGAAACCAAAAUGAUUUUAUUCGUUGCGGACAAAGAGCCCAUUCUUGUCGAGAAGAAGACGUCAGAAAUUGUCAGUUAUUUAACAAACAUAACGGGCUUUGAGGUGAAAAUGGCUAAACUGGGACCUCAUACAGAGGGAGACCUUCAGGAGGCCCACUCGACCGAUAUCUUCUUAUAUGCCGUCAAUCCCGAGACCAAUGACAUCGUAGACACCGAGACGUUGUUAGAGGUUUUCCGUCAAAACUCGCAAUCAAUUGUCGAUAAUCUAAGAAAUUAUAAAAUCCGACGCAUCCAAGGGGUGACCGUUCAGGAGAAGAUCAGCCAAAUGGGCGCCACAGAGAUCGCAAUCAUAGCCCUCUCAUCAGUCAUAUUCUUGGGCACUGUUCUGGCCAUCGCUCUCCUCUGCUCCUCUUGCAAGGAAAGGAAAUUACGUCAAAGACAGAGCUCUUGGGAGCAGCAAAGGCUGUACAGCACUAAGAAUCCACUGAUGGGUAAAACAUUAGGUAAUCCAUACGGCAAUCGCGGAGUUCCUGUGGGCAAUGGGCACACCAGCUCUACCUACUCUACUGGCGAUGUCGGCGAUUACGGGGACAGUCUGGCGUCGUAUAAGAGGAACGGUACGCGACCGGGCAGUCGGUCCAACAUAAUGAGUAAAUCGCGACAACAAGUUCCUCCCGACGGCGCCUCAUCGCUCAACCCUCCCCGGAGUCCCCGAUUCUCGGACCGCUAUAAACAGAGUCGCGAGAAUCUGAGCGGCGGAGGUGUAGGCGCCGCCGGCGUCACCACAAUCGCCGACUCCUCGCACGACUGGUACAACCCUCACGACCCCAAAGACGCGACCGGCUCUGUGGGAUCGGGAUUUUCGCGAGGGUCUGGUCGGUCGGCCAGGUCUGGCUAUAGCGGCACGAGUUGGUCGUCCAGGAAAUCCAGGAAUUCCGAGGAUAUGAGUCCCGGAGCCCAGCUUUAG
Molecule: messenger RNA, 1704 nt
Organism: Oppiella nova
Lineage: Eukaryota; Metazoa; Arthropoda; Arachnida; Sarcoptiformes; Oppiidae
Source: the annotation of a GenBank genome assembly